Molecule: messenger RNA, 3528 nt
Organism: Nothobranchius furzeri (turquoise killifish)
Lineage: Eukaryota; Metazoa; Chordata; Actinopteri; Cyprinodontiformes; Nothobranchiidae
Gene: mttp
Product: microsomal triglyceride transfer protein
Biological process (GO): cholesterol homeostasis; lipoprotein metabolic process; lipid transport
Cellular component (GO): Golgi apparatus; endoplasmic reticulum; basolateral plasma membrane
Molecular function (GO): lipid binding
Source: RefSeq, a predicted model, not a curated record
ACAUCAGACUUUAAAUGCUGCAUCCAUCUAUAGCUGAAGUUCCGCUCAAAUCUGAGCUGCAGGUUAAUGAUUUGCCGGUUAUCUCGUACUUAGUACUUGAGCGUGGAGUUUGGAGUCUGCCCUCCCCUUCAGAUAAAACCCAACGGGAGAGGAUCGGACUUGCUUUGCCUUUCUUUUUGGCCCUUUUGUGCCACUUCGGCCGCUGACUCUGCUGUGUGGGUUUGAAUCAUCCGGCAGCAGGGAGAGGACACACGAUGUUGGCCCUGGUCGUCUUCUUGCUUUGUGCAGCCUCCACCGUCUCAGCAUCUACCAAAGGUGUUGCUGCUGGACCCCGGCUGAACAACAACCAGCUGUACAAACUCCGCUACACCACCGAGGUCCUGCUGGACAGGGCCAGGGGGUCGAGAGAGGGCAGCACCGGCUACAGGAUCUCCAGUGAUGUGGCCAUCCAUCUGGUUUGGAGAGGGCCGAGCAGCAAGGACGAUCAGCUGAUUCAGCUGGCGAUCUCAAAUGUGAGGCUUGAGCCUGCAGCAGAGAGACCAGAGAAGAAGAACGUCCUCCACGGAGCUACAACUGAAAGCAUCUUGGGGAAAAACAAACUGGCGGCUCUGACAAAACCUUUCUUAGUGCAUUUGAAAAACGGAAAGACGAAAGCAUUUUAUUCCUACUGGGCAGAACCUGCAACCAUCAAGAAUCUAAAGCGAGGUCUUGUGAGCUUAUUGCAGUUUCAGCUCUAUUCUGGGAAGGUUGUGGAGAAUGAUGUGUCUGGGAGGUGUACGGUUCAGUAUCAGGCAACACAAGGUCAAGUAACAAGAACCAAGCUUCUGGAGACGUGCAAGGCUUCAGAGGCCGGAUUUACCACUCAUAGUAAAGUGUUGGGUGUGAGCAAGAAGUCCAGUUCUGUUACAGUGUUCAGGCUUGAAGAUGGUUUCAUCAAAACUGCUGAAGCUGAAGAAACACACACACUGGCAGUGAAUGCUCGAAGAUCUGCUGCCACUAAAGUCACAUCACGGCAAACCCUGGUGCUGGUCGGUAAAGACGCUGGACCACCUGAGCGUGCUGGCAAAGAUGUCACUGGGGUCGUCAAGUCAAUCGAUGACAAACUGGCAGCUGUUGGUAUUGCUGCUGAAAAGGUCAAAUCCAAAUGCAAAGGAUGUCCUUCACUUCUUGAACAUUGGCAGGCGGUGCAGAAGCAGCUGGAGCCAGCUAGCCUGUCCAAAGCCACGGCUCCUCGCAGCUUCCUGGCCCUCAUCCAGAGCAUUAGGAAGGCGUCCAAGGACGAGAUCCUCAAAGUGCUGAAGAGUGCCAGCAAGACAGCUCUACCUCAGGCAGUGGAUGCUGUGACUUCUUCUCAAACUCCGGCAUCGCUGGAUGCCAUGCUGGAGUUCCUCAAUUUCACCGAUGCCAAGGGUUUGGUUCUGCAGGAGCGGUUCCUCUACGCCUGUGGCUUUGCAUCACAUCCUAAUGAGAGGAUGCUGCAAGCUCUGCUGGAUAUUAAUAAAGGAAAGAUCGGCAGCAGAGACAUCAAAGAAUCUGUGGUGAUCAUUAUGGGAGCACUGGUCCACAAGCUGUGUCUGAAGGGAAGCUGCAGUUUACCAGCAGUGAUGCAAGCUAAAAAGCUGAUUUUAGAAGGCCCUGAGAGCACAAAAGAUGAGGCGGAAGUGCAGAUGUACCUCCUGGCACUGAAGAACUGUCUCCUCCCUGAAGCCAUCCCCAUCCUCACCAAAUUUGCAGAGUCAGAGGUGGGGUCUUACAGCAUCAUUGCCUUGACUGCUCUGCAGAGAUACGAUGUUGGUCUCAUGACCAGUGAGGUUAAACAGACGGUGAACAGGGUUUACCACCAAAAUCUACGGAUUUAUGAGAAGAACGUGAGAGCCGCUGCGGCAGACGUCAUCCUCAGCAGCAACCCCUCAUACAUGGAGGUCAAGAAUCUGCUCCUGUCCAUCGGAAACCUGCCGCAUGAAAUGAACAAAUACAUGCUGUCAAAGAUCCAGGACAUCCUUCGCUUCGAAAUGCCUGCCAGCAAAGUUAUUCAACAAGCUAUGAAAGACAUGAUUUCCCACAACUAUAACCGCUUUGCCAAAGUCGGUUCAUCGUCUGCAUUCUCGGGUUUCAUGGCACGAUCUGCUGAUCUGACCUCCACCUACAGUUUGGACAUCCUGUAUUCAGGCUCUGGGAUCAUGAGAAGCAGCAACAUGAAUAUUUAUGGUUCUAGUAAUGGAGCAAUGCUACAUGGACUACAGGUGGCGAUUGAGGCUCAAGGUCUGGAGUCUCUGAUUGCUGCGACACCAGACGCGGGGGAGGAGGACCUGGAGUCAUUCGCCGGCAUGUCAGCUCUGCUCUUUGAUGUCCAGCUGCGACCGGUCACGUUUUUCAAGGGUUACAGUGACCUCAUGUCCAAGAUGUUCUCCAUGACGGGAGAUCCCAUAAACGUAGUGAAGGGUCUCAUCCUGCUAACUGAUCACUCCGAGGUCAUUCAGCUGCAGUCUGGUCUGAAAGUGAGCUCAGAGUUUCAAGGAGGGUUAGCUAUCGAUAUUUCUGGAGGGAUGGAGAUAAGUCUGUGGUACAGGGAGUCCAAGACCAGCGUCAACAACAGAGGAGCACUAGUGGUUGCUGGGAACGUCACGGUAGACAUGGACUUCCUGAGGGCUGGUGUGGAGGUCAGCUUUGAGACGGAGGCGUCGCUGGACUUUAUCACCACGGUGCAGUUCUCUGAAUACCCCUUCCUGGUGUGCAUGCAGAUGGAUAAGGCUACCUUUCCUUUCAGGGAAUUUCUUUCCAAGUAUGAAAGCACGUCUUCGGGGAAGAUUGUCACAUCCCGUAGGAGCAGAAAGCAACUCGUCCCUGGAUCAGAAUUCCCUCUUCAUCAGGAAAACUCAAACAUGUGCAACAAGGUGUUUGACUCCAGCUGGUAGAGAGGACAAAUAUCUCACCCUUCCAGUGGAAAAACGGGUCUUUAUUUCUCAAACUGACCGAUUCUAAAGAAGAACAGUGGUGAAUUAUUAUUAUUAUUAGUAUUUUAUUUUGGCGGUAUUUGUAAUGUUUUCCUGUGUGUAUAUUUAAAGAAUUGUAAUUCAUUAUUGUUGUUUCAAAUCAGAAAUGAUUACCAUGCGUUUUUGUGGAUUUCAUUAAGAAAUGUAUUUAUGAUGGGCACAUACAUUAGUGUAUAUUUCGUUGUGUUCUCACAAUAUGAUCACUGUAGCUUCCCCAACAAGAAACGUGGUAAAUAUCCCGCUGGAGUUAGGAAAAACAUUCCCAUUCUGGCUGCAUUAUUCUUUAUAUGUUAAUAAGGAGUUGUUUAUCAUUUUAUGCCACUGUUUACACAUUUAGGAAGUUUAUUUCCUUAUCUUUCUUGUUUGGUUCUGACAAAAGUGAAACAUGUUGGGUUUUACUUUUUACAUGCAAGAUGAGACCUUAAAUAUGAAUCUAACAAGAUUAGAAUUUUGCUGAUUUUGUGUUUUACAAUCCUGCUAUUUAUAAUUCUGAUGAAUUUUUUAAAUGAAAGACAAUAAAUGUGCCCUGAAAACA